CUGUUUAACGUCGCAAACAAGCGGCGGCCUCGCCCAUAUCCCGUGCGCCUCCUCCUCGCUGACGGCGACAGCGCCCGCGCCGCCUCCCUCUCGCCAGCGGCGGCUGCCUCUCCAAGCCCCCAGGCAGACCACCAUUUGUUGAUUCCUCCAUUCUUCAGCCUGCACUCCGGUUCGCAGUUUCACUUGUCAAGUCCGUAUUCAAGGGGGGAGAUAGUCUCUUCCGCCGAGGGGAGCCGAGAUGAAGCCAGUGGUGGGGAUCGUAGUGUCAAACAAGAUGCAGAAGUCGGUGGUGGUGGCGGUGGACCGCCUCUUCCACCACAAGGUGUACAACCGGUACAUCAAGCGCACCUCCAAGUUCAUGGCGCACGACGAGGCUGAGGCCUGCAAUAUCGGUGACCGGGUUAGGCUGGAUCCUUCCAGGCCCUUGAGCAGACAUAAGCACUGGGUUGUUGCUGAAAUUCUUCGCAGAGCUAAGAUGUAUGUUCCGCCAUCUGCAACAGCGUCCAGUGAAAAUGAUACCAAGGCUCAACAGUCUGGUCUUGCUACCAAAUGAUCCGCCUUUAGUUCCUUUGAGGCAAAGACACAGUUGCCAAUUUUUUUUCUGUGUGUUUGUUAACUUGUGCAAUGUGCAUGUAAUGUUUAAUUCAUAGAAGAAAUAACAUGGCAUCCAUCAUUUUUGCUGGACUUGGUUUGCUCUGUCGCGCCCUUUGUUUAACGGCGCCCAUCAUUUGUGCUCUCUUGCUAGCUGCCUCCCAAGUUUAUAUGAGAGCUUGAGAGGCUUGGAACUCUUGCUGAGUGGCUGAAAGUAUGUAGUCUGUUUAGCUCUAUAUAGAGCUCUAGCAGCAACCUGUCAGCAAUCGCUAUGCCUCUUGUUUAACUGGACAUGUCAUAGGACACCCCUUUUCUUGGUUCA
Molecule: messenger RNA, 913 nt
Organism: Panicum virgatum (switchgrass)
Lineage: Eukaryota; Viridiplantae; Streptophyta; Magnoliopsida; Poales; Poaceae
Product: 30S ribosomal protein S17-like
Exons: 4
Coding region: 239-553 (104 amino acids)
Biological process (GO): translation
Cellular component (GO): ribosome
Molecular function (GO): structural constituent of ribosome
Source: RefSeq, a predicted model, not a curated record